Aspergillus luchuensis is the source of this 300-nucleotide messenger RNA. RefSeq lists its product as uncharacterized. The coding region runs from base 1 to 300 and encodes 99 amino acids. NCBI's taxonomy places the organism in Eukaryota, Fungi, Ascomycota, Eurotiomycetes, Eurotiales, Aspergillaceae. The record is from RefSeq and is a predicted model, not a curated record. The transcript has a single exon.
AUGUAUCAAGCGCUCAGUUCGAAAAUACCCAAUAUCUUCUAUCGUUUCACGUCUAAUCUUCAGCGGUCGAACCCACCAAUUUCAUCCAGGAAGGCCGCAGAGUUCGAUAAUCGCGCAGGUUCGUGGAUGCUCUACAAGUCGAGUUUCGUUUUUCUAUCCUAUCUGGGUCGUUUUUUCCAGCGUGGCGCAUGGUACUUUGAUUUUCAGUUCUACCUAUCCGGGGGCGUUUCGCUUACUGUUGCCUUCUUAACCUUGCACGCUACUGUUCGUUUUAUCGUCGGGCAACAGUUGAUUGAUUGA